CUCAAACUCAAACUGAGCACUACCUCAUCGUUUUGGAAUAGAGAGUAAAAUAGUUAGUUCUUCAUUCCUUCUUUCACUUCAAACCAGCUGAAAACAUGGUGAGAGCUCCUUGCUGUGAGAAAAUGGGGUUGAAGAAAGGGCCAUGGACUACUGAAGAAGACCAGAUUCUCAUCUCCUACAUCCAAACUUACGGUCAUGGAAAUUGGCGAGCUCUGCCUAAGCAUGCUGGCUUGUUGAGAUGUGGGAAGAGCUGCAGGCUCCGGUGGAUAAACUAUCUGAGGCCGGAUAUCAAGAGAGGAAAUUUCAGUAGAGAAGAAGAAGAUGCCAUCAUCAAUUUGCAUGAAAUGCUUGGUAACAGAUGGUCAGCAAUCGCAGCAAGAUUACCAGGAAGAACUGAUAAUGAAAUAAAAAAUGUAUGGCAUACCCACUUGAAGAAGAGACUAAUUAAACGAGACAACACCACAUCACCAACAUGUAGCACUUCCAAUCUCACAGGCCAAUAUGCAGAGCCUGAAUGUGUGAAUUUUGAGAGUACAACAAGUCAUGCGUCAAUGUCACCACAACCAAGUUCUAGUGAAGAUGUUUCAUCAGUCACUGAAGCCUCAGCCGCAACCGGUCAGAACAUGAUAAAAGAUGAAAAGAUUGAGUUGGAUGCAACCUUCUCCGAUUUCGAUGACAGUUUCUGGUCAGAGGCACUUUCAGCUGACAAUUCCGGCGACAUCCCAUUAGAGUUUUUGGAGGGCACAAAUGAUCAAGCACAACCUGAACUUCCAUUCCCAUCGAACAUUGGUGAUGGCAUGGAGUUUUGGUACGACCUUUUCAUCAAAGCUGGCCAUGGGGGCACACCAGAACUACCAGAGUUUUGAAUUAUUUCUUUCUUAAUUAUUUGGCGGUUAGAGAAGUUUACAGUUUAAACAUGGUAUUAGGAAUUGACCGUUCCUUAACACUAGUAAGCAUGGAAAUUUCCAAUGCGGGGCAAAAAGUUGUCUACCUUUGCCAAAAGCUUGAGUUUGAUGCAUUGACGAAGAAGCUACAGAGGACAUAUAUAUUGUCUACAAACGACUGAGAAGGAAUAAAGGGAGAGGCAAAAAUAUUGACUCAGAAAAUUUUUGUAUAGGUUUGGAGCUAGUUAUUUAGAUUCAGAGUGAUUGUGAUGAUAAUUCUCCCUUUUUUUUAAAAAAAAG
Messenger RNA from Fragaria vesca subsp. vesca, 1184 nucleotides. Its product is annotated as myb-related protein Myb4-like. The transcript is spliced from 3 exons. The coding region runs from base 96 to 866 and encodes 256 amino acids. The record is from RefSeq and is a predicted model, not a curated record. NCBI's taxonomy places the organism in Eukaryota, Viridiplantae, Streptophyta, Magnoliopsida, Rosales, Rosaceae.